This is a messenger RNA of Dermacentor silvarum, 369 nucleotides long. RefSeq names its product merozoite surface protein 1-like. The transcript is spliced from 3 exons. Lineage: Eukaryota; Metazoa; Arthropoda; Arachnida; Ixodida; Ixodidae. The record is from RefSeq and is a predicted model, not a curated record. Bases 1 to 369 code for a protein of 122 amino acids.
AUGGACAAAGGAAAGAAACUAGAAUGGGGCACGAGCGGUGCGGCGCAGAGCAGCGGAGGCAGUUGGCUCAUCACCAUGUUCUGCCUACUCGUCCUGCUUGUGCUGUUCGCCGCCGCCAUCUUGAUUUUCUCACGUGACGUCGGAGCAGCCGAAAGUGGCGAAGGAGAUCCGGCCGCUUCCGGAGAAGACGGUUCCUCUGGGCCAUCGGGGCCAUCGGGGCCAUCUGGGCCGAGCGGUACCCACUCCCGAAAGAAAACCACCACUGUGGCUGCAGACGAGACUCGCGAGGACAUCGACCGCCCCGAAGACCAGCUUUCUAUGAGCACCAAGAUUACAGAACCAAGUGCGUCUUCUACGGCCGCUGGUUAA